UUGAAUUCCACCCAGUGCAAAUAAAAGCUUCCAUUUGAAUUGCAGAAAAAAAACAAACGUCCUGAAAGGUUUCGAAAUUGUGUAAAAAUAUUGCAGGUUAAAAGUGCUUGAAUUUAAUAGUGAAAAUGACAAAAUCGAAGCCAUAUUAUGCAAUUGUGUCGGGUUUAUGUGCAUCAUCUGCAAGUUUUUUCGGCAAAUUAAGCUCAUUUGGCCAAUUAGAAGACAACAGUAACAAAGAGCUGCAACUGCUAAUGAAAGUUCUGUGCAUCGUCAUAAUGGUACUCCUGAACGCGUGCGUAUGGCGUUUCUUCGUGAAGGCUCUUCAUACCAACGGGGGAACUUUAGUGGCAUCGCUGGUCAGCGCUGCAUCGAACUACACCGUGUCGGCCCUGCUUGGGUGGCUAAUAUUCGGCGAGCAAACUUCCAUUAUCUGGUGGAUUGGAACAACUCUGGUGAUGGCCGGACUUUUGCUCAUAAUGACCGAUGACGAAAGCAAUCGGGACAAAUCGGAUAAAAAAUUACAUUAGUUAAUAAAUUUGGUUUAAAAA
Molecule: messenger RNA, 548 nt
Organism: Armigeres subalbatus
Lineage: Eukaryota; Metazoa; Arthropoda; Insecta; Diptera; Culicidae
Product: transmembrane protein 42
Exons: 3
Coding region: 126-527 (133 amino acids)
Source: RefSeq, a predicted model, not a curated record